Molecule: messenger RNA, 4005 nt
Organism: Aureobasidium pullulans EXF-150
Lineage: Eukaryota; Fungi; Ascomycota; Dothideomycetes; Dothideales; Saccotheciaceae
Exons: 3
Coding region: 1-4005 (1334 amino acids)
Biological process (GO): transcription initiation at RNA polymerase II promoter
Cellular component (GO): transcription factor TFIID complex
Molecular function (GO): protein binding; ATP hydrolysis activity; RNA polymerase II general transcription initiation factor activity
Source: RefSeq, a predicted model, not a curated record
AUGACUACUUCGCAUCGCGUCGGUCACCACUUUCUUGAUCCGCGUGCAACAAAUGGCGCAACACAGCACCUUGGCGAUUAUUACGCAGGUGAUGUUUAUCAAAACUUCAAUCAAUUUGACUCGGAUCCACUCGACUUACUGCCUGCUGUAUGCAACGCUUCGUUCGACGCAGCCAGCAGGCAGAAUGGUCCUUUCUGCCUUGAUGAUACGCGCGUCGAGAUUCUGGAGCGUAUCAUGUUAUGGUCAGACUCCGCCUCUAAUGACAAGCCCAUAUUCUGGUUAAGCGGCAUGGCAGGUACAGGAAAAUCCACCAUAGCUCGUACAAUUGCUCUGAAGCUCCAGGAGAAGGAUCGGGUGUUAGCGAGCUUUUUCUUCGUUCGCGAUAACGCUGCAUCUGAAAGUGCCAAAGACUUCUUCACAACCAUCGCAAAGCAACUUGCAACCUCAGAAGACCCAGCAUUACGCGAAAAGAUAUGUGCGGCCAUUCGAAAUAAUCGGAAUAUUGUACACAAGGCACAAAGGCUGCAAUGGCAAAGGCUCGUCCUCAAGCCCCUCACUCAGCUAUGCGAAGAACGUCAAACUCCACGGGACCGUCCGUUGGCAGUCAUUAUGAUCGAUGCACUAGACGAAUGCAACAACCAAGACAACGUCAGGGAGAUAUUACGAAUCAUAUGUGGCUAUGGUGGACUGGACCACGCGAGACUUCGCAUCAUCAUUACUAGCAGGCCCGAAACACCUAUCCAACUAGGCUUCGAGGACAUGCCUCACAUACUUUACCAGACGCUCUCUCUCGAUGACGUAUCGCACGAGAUCGUCAACGCGGACCUAACUGUGUUCUUCAACCACUGGUUGAAAGAAGUCAGAGGACGGCACGGAGGACUGUCUUCUGGCUGGCCCGGAGCUGACAGCGUUACGUCUCUAGUUGCAAGAUGCGGAGGCCUGUUCAUCUACGCAGCAACACUUUCUCGGUUCCUUUUACAGAACCCCAAGGUCUGUCAUGGACGUCUCAAUCUAAUCAUGGAAGAAUAUCAGGUAUCAAGCAACAACUAUCUUGAGCCUCUUGAUCGCAUUUAUCUUACGAUACUCCGUGUAUCUGCCGAUGAUACAUCUGCGCUAUCCGAUCACGAGAGCGAGACCCUGCAAGAGCAUUUCAACCACGUCGUCGGAUCGAUAGUCGUGCUUCAGGAUGGCAUAUCAGCUGAAGCAUUGGCAUUGUUACUCCGGAUGCCUAUGAUGAACGUUGUAGGAAUAUUGCAUAACCUACAAUCGGUCAUUAGAUAUUUUCAAGAUGGGCGUGCCAUCAGGCUGCUUCACGAGUCAUUCCGUGAAUUCAUCACCGAUUCAAAGAGGUGUACUGAGCUACGGUUUCAUGUUGAACCUGAAAGGGCUCACAAAAAACUUCUCGACGACUGCCUUGAGACCUUGAAGGACCAUCUCAAGCAAGAUAUGUGCAAUGCUCGAGAUCCUGCAGCGACUAUAGAGGAAGUUCAGCUAAACGCAGCUAGUCAGCGUUGCCAAUUGUUGCCACACGUCCAGUACGCCUGUUCGAAUUGGCUUGAACAUGGUCAGAAAAGUGGCUUAGAUCUCGGAAACCAUGAACGGCUUUCUGAAUUCUUCUACACUCAAUUUCUCCAUUGGAUUGAGGCAAUGUGCUGGAUGGGCAAACUUGCAAAGGCUGUUGGAUAUGUUUUGACGUUGCUUGAAUCUCCUACUCUUGAAUGUCGUCUAAAGAGAUUCCUCCAAGACGCAAAGAGAUUCCUUGUGCUACAUGGUGGUACAAUCGCAGUUUAUCCAUUGCAGAUCUACAGUUCGGCUCUAAUUUUCAGCCCAAGAAACAGCUUAGUCCGUCGAAAGUUUUCAUUAGAGACAUCUGACUGGCUCACCAAGUACCAUCCAGCUCGCGAUGAAUGGGAUUCGUCUCUCUUCGAAUCUGAUGGCGGGUUUCCCGCGGCGUUUUCAUCAAAUGGAACUUUGCUAGCCUUCACUUCAUUCGCAGGAUGGCCAGAUCGCGACCUACAAGUUUGGAACGUUGACCAUGGUACUUUGGUCUAUUCGAUACGCUUGAACGCACAACUGAGUUCCGUUGCCUUUGAUCCUACUGCAGCGCAUAUUGCGUUCUCAAUUCGGGACGUUGAUAUAGCUCGUGACGAAUUUAACUCGACUGAUCCGGACCGGGGUAUAGAGAACGCCUGUAUCUGUAUAUGGAACCUCGCAACAGACAGCGUUGACCAUGUACUCCGGGGACAUACAGAAAAGGUCGAAAAGAUCGUCUUUAGUCCGAAUGGCACUUUACUUGCAACGACUUCUUCUGACCACACUGCAAAGAUUUGGGAUGCUCAUUCCGGAUUACUGCGUUGUACACUCGCAGGAGACUCGGGCAUUCCCGAAAUAAGUUUCUCGUCUGACAGCAACAUGGUCGCGUCACUCCUGGACAACUCAGCUCUCAAGAUAUGGGACAGAAGGAAUGACAACAUCCGAUCUGUUGUGGCAUUUGACGAGGUCGGUAGCUUCAGCGAGGAAGCGAGUCUUGCGUUUGCUCUCGAUGACCAUCUAUACGCUGCAAAAGGGUCACGUCUUGUGAUCUGUGAUGUCUAUCAAAGUGCCAUACAACGGAGGGUUGAACUCAUGGAUCUGGACAUCGACUUUUCGGGCAUCCUUCGAAACGAAUUUGCUUCAGACGGAUCAAUGUUUGCAGUACACGCAGUCGAAGCGCAGAAAGUCUAUCUCUGGCGAACGGCCGAUCUUAGUCUUUGCAGUGUGGUUUCUGCUGUGUCUGAUCAGUACGAAUGCAAGUUCGAACUAUCAAAUGACGGUGCAUAUAUAGCAAUUUCUGAUUACACAACUAUCAGAGUAUUUGAAGUGACCUCUGGAAUUGAACGAGUCGUCUUGAAUGGUAGUAAUGUCCAGAACACGAAAUUCGCGCCUCAUGCAAACAUGAUCGCUUCAGGUGCGUUAUAUCAAGGCCCUAUUACACUGUGGGAUCUCUCACAGACGGCGUCGCCUAAAAACACUAGAGUCACUGAAUACAUUAACCAAAUCACGGCCUCAAUGGAUAAGACCUCCAUUAUAUUCACAAGCUCUACGUUUGAUUCCAGUAAAUCAUCUCUCAACUUAAUGAGCUUUGGUCAGGAUCAUGCACCGCCCUCGAUCAGGUGUGUUGAGUAUGAGUAUCCCGUCGACAAGAUCCAGCUGCUGCCGGGAAGCCAGCUUGCAUUCGUGAGCGCGGAUGUUGAGGGAGAACAUGCAACCGGGUAUCUUCUCGACAGUGCGGCUUGGGCUCCAACUAUCAUCCCUCCAUGUGAAACGCUUACGGUCUCACCUUCUGGUUCCUAUCUUGCCCUCGCUGGACUUGAUCAUCGUAUACAUAUCAGGCAUACUUCGAUGCAAGAUUUUACGGUUUGCCUCACAGGUCAUCGUACUGCUGUCCAGAUGAUUCAGUUCUCGUCCAGUGAUAAGAAAUUGGUUUCUGUGUCGACUGAUGGGCAAGUGUUGCUAUGGGACGCCCAAGGUCAGACCGCGCCCGUCGUUCUUGAAUAUGGCCCUGGACAGAGUGUCGGAGACAUUGCCGAAGGAGUCUUUUCAGCAGAUGAAAAGAUGCUGGCAUGUGCCUAUUAUAACCCAAAGUAUACAGAACUGAGGCCCUCGAUUCAACUCUGGAACCUUGAGACAGGCGAACAGUCGCGCGGACUGGAUUCUGGCCCCUCACAUUACGGGAUGCGCACACUUUCUUUCUCUUCCGAUGGAAGAUAUCUUAGAACAGCUGGAAGGACGUUUGACCUCUCAGGAUCACCUACCGCCUCAUUAGACCUUGGUACUCCCAUAGUUGUCGACCCUUACCAUGUGUGGAUUACAUGGCAUGGGAAAAGAAUCUUGAAGCUUCCCCAAGGCUGCAAGCGCGAGCAGUAUCACUCGCACGAUAACAUACUUGCGAUAGGAUGGAAAGAAGGCGGAAUAGCGUUUCUGGAGUUCGAUCCUCAAAAGCUUCGGGAGGCACUCGGCAUAUAG